Molecule: messenger RNA, 1063 nt
Organism: Beta vulgaris subsp. vulgaris (sugar beet)
Lineage: Eukaryota; Viridiplantae; Streptophyta; Magnoliopsida; Caryophyllales; Amaranthaceae
Product: ethylene-responsive transcription factor TINY
Exons: 3
Coding region: 90-740 (216 amino acids)
Biological process (GO): regulation of DNA-templated transcription
Molecular function (GO): DNA binding; DNA-binding transcription factor activity
Source: RefSeq, a predicted model, not a curated record
AUCAACCAACACUAACAUACUACAGAACUACACUCUCCAAACAACUAGUCAACUACUGUUCUUUUUUACCUUAAUCGCGAAAACUCGAAAUGGUAAAAAAAUCACCGGAAUAUCAAGAAACCAAACACGAAAGUUCGAUAAAAUACACCGGUGUUCGGAAGCGAAAGUGGGGGAAAUGGGUGUCCGAAGUCCGCCUUCCGAAUAGCCGCGAACGUAUUUGGUUAGGUUCAUAUGAUUCACCCGAAAAGGCUGCGCGCGCAUUUGAUGCCGCACAAUAUUGCCUACGAGGUAAAUCAGCCAACUUUAAUUUUCCUGACAAUCCCCCAAAUAUUCCUGGGAGAUUGUCAAUGACACCAGCAGAAAUUCAAGCUGCUGCUUCGAAGUUCGCAAACUUAUCUUUUAGUGAUGUUAGAAAUGAUCAUUGGAUGGUCACGGAAGUAUUGGAAGAUCAUCAUCAUCAACAAGAGUCUUUGUCUUAUUCGUCGUCGUCGAUUUCCGACGAAACGACGGUUCAAGACUUUCAAGUAGUGAAUAGUUUUCAGGUGGUAGAAGGAGAGGUAGAAACUUCUUUUCAUGAGCAGUUGAAUUUGUGUACAGCGCUUGGUUCAGGUCCAUUGAUUAAACAUAUCUCUUCAUUUCUCAAAUGGACCAAGAAUGCCCCAAAAUCUACCCAAUCAGCGGUUUUAGUUGAAGUUUUGUGUUCGUCCUCUGGUUUCUCCGGUGGUGGCGCAGUGGUAUAGCCUCGCCGGCGUUUGUCGUGUCUGAUCCCCCACCCAUGUUCGUCCUCCUUCCAUGUUUGUCGUCCUUUUUCCAUCUCAUAUUGAGUCUUCUUUAAGACAUCCAACCUAUCCUUCUGCAAGUUUACGAUAGACAGGACUUGUAAUAGCUUGGUUUUGUUUCAUAGUGUCUGUAAAAGUAAAUGUAGCUCCUUUAGUUUUUUUUGCUUGUUGUAUAUGUGGUUGUAUUAACAUUAGGUUGUACUUCCUUUUUUAAAUUAAUGCACGUUUUCUCGUUGUUAAAAAAAAAAGAACUUAGUGAUGUUGAAUUCAUGUUUUGGACAUUU